Molecule: messenger RNA, 753 nt
Organism: Cynara cardunculus var. scolymus (artichoke)
Lineage: Eukaryota; Viridiplantae; Streptophyta; Magnoliopsida; Asterales; Asteraceae
Exons: 1
Coding region: 1-753 (250 amino acids)
Source: RefSeq, a predicted model, not a curated record
AUGAAGGUAUUUGCUAAACCAAUAUCCAGUCCAGGAAGAACAGACGAGUUCCCACCGCCAUUGAUGAUGAGAUUUCCAAGAAGCAAAAGCAGUAGAGGAAGCAGGUCACGUGCUAACCCUAUGUUUAUUCGUAAAAUCAACGCUGCUAACGACACUACUCAAGAGCCAUCGUCCCCCAAAGUCACGUGCAUCGGCCAAGUCCGAGCCAGACGUUCCAACAAGAAGCAAACAACCACCGCCUUCCGCCGCUGUCAAUGGUUUCGAAAACUCCAACCAGAGUGUUUCCGACGCGUUUGGAGAAGAAGUCUCUCGUUUCUCCGAUGUGAAUAUGGCGGAAAAUCGAGAAAAUUACAGGAAUCGGAACAGAUCGAAGGUAAUCAGAAAAACGAGCACCGAAAACGAGAAAUCCAAGAUGUAAUUGUAGCUGAUGAUAACAAGGUCUUGAUUUCGGAAUCUCCACCUAGAAAUGCUUUUUUGUUGACGAGAUCUAGGUCUGCUCCGUAUAGAUCUUCAUCUUUUGCAAGCAAAAAUUGGGACGUAACGAUGGAGACAACAGGGAGGAGAUUGCCAGAAAAUACAGGAAUUGAAGAAGAAACUGAAUCAAUUAAUGUAAAAAUUGAGGUAGAAAAUGGAGAAGAUGAAGGCUCCAUUAAUGGAGUUGAAGAAUUUAAAGCAAAACCAUUGAAUUUGAGCAGGUGUAAAUCUGUUCCAGCAAGAACAGGGGAUAAGCUUUCUAUGAGUUUCAGUUCAUAA